Molecule: messenger RNA, 4746 nt
Organism: Notolabrus celidotus (New Zealand spotty)
Lineage: Eukaryota; Metazoa; Chordata; Actinopteri; Labriformes; Labridae
Product: solute carrier family 12 member 7-like
Exons: 29
Coding region: 565-3825 (1086 amino acids)
Biological process (GO): chloride ion homeostasis; potassium ion import across plasma membrane; chemical synaptic transmission
Cellular component (GO): membrane
Molecular function (GO): potassium:chloride symporter activity
Source: RefSeq, a predicted model, not a curated record
ACUCACACAAGAGUCAAUGAACUCUUCAUGGUCAUGAGUGUCUGCUUCAAAUAAACACAAUAAUCUGUUCUGCCAUGGACUGUACCCACCUGAGGGAUCUUUGACGUUUUAUCAGACAGUAUGCUUCAGUAAGCAGAAGUGGUUUGACAUCAGUUCUGUGACUCCACAAGAUCCACAGAUCGCUUCUACCCAUGCCAUGGCCCCAAAACACGUCACCAGUGGGACAUGUCAGCCACAAAGGAGGUGGUAUUUUGGCUUCACUUGAGGAGGUAAUGGAGGCCUGCUGUCCAUUUUAAUACAGAGUCUACCAGCAGAUGAUUGAAGGGCAUUAUAAGCUCUGUCCUUCCCCCUUGGCUGUCCAUUGUGAUCUUUAUAGGCUGAGAGUACCCAGAGGAAAGAUUAUGUACAAGGUGCUUCCUUUGCUGGCACAGUGCUCAGAGACAAACUACCAGCCUGGAGGGAGCAAGGGAAUCGAAACCAAACCCUAAAAGAAGAGAAAAGACAAGACCCUGUGUUUGGAUUUUCCCUCCUUGAUGACUGCCUCUGCACAAGUGAAGAGUCAAGAUGCCCACAAACUUCACUGUGGUGCCGGUGGAGGAUGCAGAGGACUGCAAUAAGAGUUUGGCUUCAGCCGGAGAUAACAAACCCAUCAGUUUGGGUAAAAUCUUUCAGGAGGAAGAGAACGAAGACAACUUACAAGGAGAUGAAGAUCAGAGAGAGUCCAGUCCAUUCAUCACCUCAGACGGUGACAGAGAACGCUAUUAUGAAGGACAGAACAUGGCCCUGUUUGAGGAGGAAAUGGACAGCACCCCCAUGGUUUCAUCUCUUCUCAACAAGCUGGCCAACUACACCAACCUGACCCAGGGUGUCCGUGAGCACGAGGAGGCCGAGAACGAGGAUGGCGUCCAGACAGUCGCUGUCGUGGUCCCUCAGAUGGGCACCUUUAUUGGAGUCUACCUGCCCUGCAUGCAGAACAUCCUGGGUGUGAUUCUCUUCCUGCGUCUCACCUGGAUCGUGGGUACAGCAGGAAUCCUCGGGUCCUUCGCCAUCGUGUCCAUGUGUUGCAUCUGCACCUUGCUUACAGCCAUAUCAAUGAGUGCCAUCGCAACCAAUGGAGUAGUCCCAGCUGGUGGUUCGUACUACAUGAUCUCCAGAUCUCUGGGUCCAGAGUUUGGAGGGGCGGUGGGUCUCUGCUUCUACCUGGGGACCACCUUUGCUGGAUCCUUGUAUAUCCUGGGCACCAUUGAGAUUCUGCUGCUGUACAUCGUUCCAACAGCACCUGUGAUUAAAGAAGGCGAAGACUCAGCAGGGCCCAACAACAUGCGUGUUUAUGGCACGUGCUGCCUGCUCCUCAUGGCUCUGGUGGUGUUUGUCGGGGUGAAAUACGUGAACAAACUGGCUCUGGUGUUUCUGGCUUGUGUGUUCCUCUCCAUCAUGGCAACUUACGCUGGAGUCAUCAAGACGGUCAUCGAGCCACCAGAGUUUACAGUCUGUCUGCUGGGUAACAGGUCUCUAAGGAAUGAUAAGUUUGAAACCUGUGCAAAGACUGAGGUGGUGAAAAACGAAACCAUGACCACCGAUCUGUGGAGGAUUUUCUGUGAAACUGAAUAUCCAAACGCAACAUGUGACCCGUUCUUUGACAUGAACAACGUGACAGAGCUCAGGGCCAUACCUGGGCUCCUGAGUGGAGUCAUCAAAGACAACCUGUGGGGUGAAUAUGCUCCAGCUGGCGAGCCCAUAGAGAAGAAAAGCCUGUCGUCUGUACAAGAACCAGACACGCCCACAGACACUGAUAAACCCUUCGUCUUCAAUGACAUCGCCACCUACUUCACUCUGCUGGUGGGAAUAUACUUCCCCUCUGUCACAGGUAUAAUGGCCGGUUCUAACAGGUCUGGUGAUCUCAGAGAUGCUCAGAGGUCUAUUCCCAUUGGAACCAUCAUGGCUAUUCUCACCACCUCGUUCAUCUACAUCUCCUGCGUGGUCAUGUUUGGAGCCUGUAUUGAAGGAGUGGUGCUGAGAGACAAGUUUGGUUUCUCUGUGAAGAAGACUCCGGUCAUUGGUGUCCUGGCCUGGCCUUCACCCUGGGUGAUCGUGAUUGGCUCAUUUUUCUCCUGCUGUGGGGCAGGGCUUCAGAGCCUCACUGGCGCCCCCAGGCUGUUACAGGCGAUCGCUCGUGAUGGCAUCAUCCCGUUCUUACAGGUCUUCGGUCAUGGGAAAGCUAACGGUGAGCCGACCUGGGCUCUGCUGCUCACAGUCGGGAUCUGUGAGAUAGGAAUCCUCAUCGCUUCUCUGGAUGCCGUGGCUCCCAUCCUCUCCAUGUUUUUCCUCAUGUGCUAUCUGUUUGUGAACCUGGCCUGUGCUGUGCAGACUCUCCUCCGGACCCCCAACUGGAGACCUCGCUUUAAGUUCUAUCACUGGACACUGUCUUUCUUAGGGAUGAGUCUGUGUCUCUCUCUCAUGUUCAUCUCCUCCUGGCACUACGCCCUGGUUGCCAUAUUGAUAGCCGGCUGUAUCUACAAGUACAUUGAGUACCGAGGAGCUGUGAAGGAAUGGGGAGACGGGAUCAGAGGUCUGUCCUUAAAUGCAGCACGCUACGCUCUCAUCAGGCUGGAGGAGGCACCACUGCACACCAAAAACUGGAGGCCUCAGCUGCUGGUGUUGUGUAAGCUGGACUCAGACCUGGCUGUGAAACACCCUCGUCUCCUCUCCUUCACCACGCAGCUGAAAGCAGGAAAGGGACUAACCAUUGUGUGUUCGGUGCUCGAGGGAACCUACAUGACCCGAGGGAAGGAUAUCAAGGCUGGAGAGCAGAACUUAAAAGCAGCCAUGGUGGCAGAGAAGAUGAAGGGUUUCUCCCAUGUGGUAGUGUCAUCCAACCUGCGAGAUGGUUUCUCUCUUCUCAUCCAGUCUGCUGGACUUGGAGGAAUGAAACACAACGCUGUCCUGAUGGCGUGGCCUGUAGGCUGGAAACAUGCCAGGGACUCCUUAGCAAGAAGAAACUUUAUAGAGACGGUGAGAGAGACGACGGCAGCUCAUCAGGCUCUGCUGGUUGCAAAGAACAUCGACAAAUUCCCUGGAAACCAGGAUCGUCUGAAGGAGGGAACCAUUGACGUGUGGUGGAUCGUACACGAUGGUGGACUGCUCAUGCUGCUGCCGUUCCUUCUCAGCCAACACAAGGUGUGGAGGAAGUGCAAGAUGAGAAUCUUCACGGUGGCCCAGAUGGACGACAACUCAAUCCAGAUGAAGAAAGACCUCCAGAGGUUUCUGUACCAUCUGCGCCUGGAUGCACAGGUGGAGGUGGUGGAGAUGCAUGACAGUGACAUCUCAGCCUUCACAUACGAGAAGACGCUGAUUAUGGAGCAGAGGUCCAAGAUGUUAAAACAGAUGCAGCUGUCCCGCACAGAGAGAGAACGAGAGGCCCAGCUGAUCCACGACAGAAACACAGCGUCUCAUUCAACCAACGAAAAGGCAGCAGGUGGCCCACCAGACAGAGUCCACAUGACCUGGACUAAAGACAAACUGAUCAACGAGAGGAACAGACACAGAGAGGGAAUGGGGGUGAAAGACAUGUUCAACAUGAGACCCGAGUGGGAGAAUCUGAGCCAGUCCAACGUGCGGAGGAUGCACACAGCUGUGAAGCUGAAUGAAGUGGUGGUCAAGAAAUCAGAGAACUCAGAGCUUGUCCUUCUCAACAUGCCGGGACCACCAAGGAGCAAGAAAGGCCAUGAGAACUACAUGGAGUUCCUUGAAGUCCUGAUGGAUGGCCUUGACCGUGUCCUGUUGGUCCGCGGAGGAGGCCGGGAGGUCAUUACCAUCUACUCCUAGCACCAAUGGGUUCUUAAUUAUUUCCAAGUGGACUGGAAGGGAACACUACUGGACUGCUGGACCGCAGUGAAAGAGGAGGACAUGGCUUUUAGGGGACUUGGAUCUGGAUGAUGGAUGGAGGAAGCAAUAGAAACCUCUCUUUCACUCCCAGGUGAAAAAACAGCACGUUUGGGAGGAUCAUGUUUGCUCAGAAGGACGAGGGGUCUACCUGCAGCUUCGCCUGAGUCUGGUGCAUGUUGUUGUGGAACAGAGGGGUCUCCCUCAGGGCCACCUUGACUCACACAUGCAAACACUGUAGCACUAAUGCACAGAUAGUCUUUCUUUCACACUGUUUUCUGAAAGAGUCUAAGAGAUAUAUCACUCUUGAGUCAUAUCACUCUAUCAGGCCCGUUGAUAAGUGUCAGGGCCAACAUUGUAAUCCACAGAAAGUCUUUGACAGUUUAUUUUACUCAGUUGUUUCUGUUGUCACAGAUAUCAUUUGUGUGAUCAAAAAGGAAGAGAAAGUGAAAAUGUAAAUUGAUCUUAAUCAUUUUAGCAUUUCAGUAAGUUUUACUUGUGUCUCAGAUGUAUUUAGUUUUAUUUUGUGUUUGAGUGGAUCAUUUAGAGCAUGUGUUUGAGCUCCGCUCGUAACCUGCUGGUGUGCCUGUCAGAAGAAAGCUGAGCAACAUGAAACCUUGUAUAGUAGUAUUAUAUUUUAAUAUUUUAAGUUCAGCAUACACAGCUUUUUAGCUCACAGUGUGUCAUGUGAUAGUUUUACAAAGAAGACAAUAAACAAACUCACAAAGAAGUCUAAAGUCAAAGGGGCAAUUUGUUUCUUAUUUUUGAUAUUCCUUCAGAAGUGAUGAACGAUGAAGAUCAAAUAUAACAUGUCCAGAAAGUUGCAGAAUCUUUCAAUAAAAGGCAUUACUCUGGUAUCUUUAA